ACAAGCCACUCCUCCUCAAAUAAUACGCCCUGGGAAGACCCCAAUUUUGCAGCGAAGGAUUUACCGAGUCCGGUGUUACAGGGGAUGUGGUUUUACCCUCUUGUGAAGUCGAUCCGCUCCGAGCAGUUCACAAAAAUAGUUUCUUGGUUUAAUGCGGUGGACACCGAUCGCUCCGGGACGCUUGAAAUAGCCGAAUUAGGUCGUGGGACAUACCCCGGGAACAUCAAAGUGUCGAACCAAACGGCUUUAAGAUUUAUGAGGGUCUUCGAUAGUUUAAAAACUGGCCAUCUUACUAUCUACGAGUUCGUUGGGAUAUAUAGAUUUCUUGAGAUAUGUUAUGCGCUCUUCACCGAAAUACCAGGGAGUUCACACCUUGUGCUCCAGCGAAGAAUCGUCGCACUAGGGUUCCCUAUCGCAGAACAGUCAAGCCUCAUUCUCUAUAAGACCUUUGCAAGUAACGAUUGUUUGGACUUGAAUAACUGGGUCGGUGUCGCAACUUUUGUCCUUCAAAGCAGAGCAAACUACCAGGAAUUCGUGGACGCCGGAAUGAUGAAAAAUGAAACAAACCCCUUCGACGCCGCAAAAAUCGUCGACGCUAUGUGUGUCAUGAUAGAUAAAUAA
Entamoeba invadens IP1 is the source of this 621-nucleotide messenger RNA. RefSeq lists its product as hypothetical. The annotation marks the transcript as partial. Lineage: Eukaryota; Evosea; Mastigamoebida; Endamoebidae. The record is from RefSeq and is a predicted model, not a curated record. The transcript is spliced from 2 exons.